Drosophila albomicans is the source of this 2673-nucleotide messenger RNA. Its product is annotated as nuclear pore complex protein Nup93-1. Gene Ontology annotation, biological process: poly(A)+ mRNA export from nucleus; protein import into nucleus. The coding region runs from base 108 to 2648 and encodes 846 amino acids. Gene Ontology annotation, molecular function: structural constituent of nuclear pore. Gene Ontology annotation, cellular component: nuclear pore. The transcript has 5 exons. NCBI's taxonomy places the organism in Eukaryota, Metazoa, Arthropoda, Insecta, Diptera, Drosophilidae. The record is from RefSeq and is a predicted model, not a curated record.
AUUUCAAAAGUAAAGCAACAAUGCUUGCCGGCGUGCGGCGAGUUUAGAAUUUCGACUUGUUAUUUGUAAUCAUUGUCCCGUUUAGUUGAACAUCAAAUCGUGUAAUAAUGGAUUUAAACGAACUGCUGCAGCAGGCACAACGGCUCAACAAUGAAACGAAAAUGGACACCGAAAUGCCGCGCGUGGAGCGCACACUGUCCCAAGUGCUGCAAGCCACGCAGGAAAUGCAUUCGCGGGUUACUCAGGCGGGCACAAAUGAUUUGCAAGCUCACAUAUUGAUGGGAUCGCGAGGUGUCGAUUUGCCAAAGCUUACACAAAAGUUGGAAUCGCUAAGCGCGCGAAAAUCCUUUGAGCCACUGAAUCCCCUGGCCGACACUGAUGUGGAGGGAUAUCUGAAGAACGAGCGCGAGAACGCUAUAAUUGCCGUCAUCGAGGAGACCAACAAGAAUAUCUUCAGAAAUGUGGAGCGCAUACGCAUGUGGCGCAUGUUCGCGGAGUGGGGCGAGGAGAAGGAGCGUCUGCUUAACGCGCUAGUUGGUCCCAAUCAAGAAGACUUUCCCGAUGUGCAUCGUCAAAUGGUGCCCACUGUGCUGCCGCAAGACGCCCUGCCACGUUCCCGUCUCAAUCGCAUGGAGGCGAUUUAUGCGCAUGAAAUAUGCGCCUACAAUCAAAGUGCCACAUUCCAGUGGAAGCUGCAAGGCCAUCGUCCCAAUCUGCUCACCAAGCUAACCCAGCUGGCCAAGGAGACGCUUAGCAAUCUGGACAGUCAGGUGCACGAGAUGUGGAGCGUGCUGUCGUACAUGGCCAAUGUGUCGCCAUUGGGUCGCAGCACAGAUCCGCUCAAGGCGCGUCAAACGGGACCGCAAUUUGUGCAGCAAGCGCUGGCCUAUUUGGAGAAAUGCUAUCGUCAAUACAUGAACACCGUCAUCCAAAAGAAUCGCCUCGUUGGACUGCGCGGCGGCAUUCCCAAUGUCUACAACACUGUCAGCUCCUUUGUGAGCAUCACAUUUCAGCAGCCUCAGUCUUUGGUGGGCCUCCUCGAUGUCUCCCAUAACCGACCCCUGUGGGCCUUGGUUUAUUACAGUUUGCGCAGCGGUGAUUAUGCGGCUGCUGUGCAGUUCCUCAAGGAGGGCGGCGUUUGUCCGGAGCUAUUGAAGCUGCUGCAGCACAAGCAACAGCAGCAGAAGUUGCAGCAACAGCAGGCGGGGCAUCCGCAGCAGUUUGGCGACCUGGAGCGACCGCAUGCCAAGUUUGAGGGUCAGCUGAAGCUCGAGUACAACAACAAGCUGCGCGUCUGCACUGAUCCCUACAAGAAAGCGGUGUAUGCCAUUGUGUUGGCCUGUGAUCCGCAAGAACCGCACCAGGAGGUUGUGCGCACCAUCGACGACUUUUUGUGGAUGCAAUUGUCGGUGCUGGCCACAGAUGAACGUCCCGACUAUCACAUCGAGCGUUUGAGCUACGGCGGCCUGCAGUCGUUGAUCCUCGACAAAUACGGCGAGAAUUACUUCAAUGCCCGUGAGAAGACGCCACUGUACUUCCAGGUGCUGGUGCUGACCGGACAAUUUGAGUCGGCCAUCGAGUUCUUGGCACGCACCGAUGCGAAUCGUCCGCAUGCCGUCCACAUGGCCAUCGCCCUCAAUGAGCUCGGGAUGCUGGGCACACCGGGCAGCGUUCAGCAGCCGCUGCUCAGCGCCGACUCGGAUGAUCCGGCACCGAUGCGUCGCUUGAAUCUGGCCCGUCUCAUCAUCAUGUACACGAAAUGCUUUGAACAAACGGACACCAAUGAGGCGCUGCAAUAUUAUUAUUUGCUGCGCAAUUUCAAGUCACACGAUGGUCGCAAUCUAAUGCUUAGCUGCAUCUGUGAUCUGCUUGUCGAGAACUGCGACGACAAGCUGCUGCAGCUGAUCUUUGGCACAUCCGAUGCCAACGAUCCGUGGACGUUCAAUGGUGGCAUCUUCACGCAGUUCCCAAACAUGGCACAGGACAAACAGGCGUUGGCCAGCAUGGUGGGCGAUGAGCUGUCGCAACGCACCAAAUUCGAACUCGCAAUCAAGCUAUACUUCAUUGCCGGCCAGCUGGAGCAGGCUUUGCGUUUGCUCUGCUCCCUCCUCACACAGGUGGUGCAUCAACCGUCGCGUCCCGGCAGCAUGCGCGAACAGCUAACAGCGAUUGCGGAGCGCAUGAAUCAUGCGUUGGCACGCCGCAAAAUGGAUGUGGACGAACAUGUGUUGGGCACAUAUCAAUUACUCUCGCAACUGUUGAAAUUCUUCGACUAUUAUCAUGCCGGUGAAUCGCGUCUGGCCGCCGAAGUGUUGGCCAAACAUCGCAUAACACCCGACAACUGUCGCGAGGUGGACAGCUGCGUCAGCAGCUUGAAGUUGAUUGGCUCCGAUAUUAUCAAAGUGCUGCCCGAUGUGCUGCUCGCUGCCAUGGAUCUGAUACACGGCGAAUAUCAGCGUCUCAAGGGCGGCAAUCUGUUGCAAGCGGACAACGAUAACAGCAGCAGCACCAUCAGCGAUAAGGAAGAGUUGCUACAGCAGCUGCGACAGCGUGCCAAGGCGUUGACCAACAUGGCCGCAACGUUGCCCUAUCGCAUGCCCUCCGACACCAACAAUCGUCUCGUGCAGCUCGAGAUAUUGAUGCACUAAGAGAGAGUUGUUUCGAGAUUUGAAU